AAGACCAAAAGACCAAAGAGUGUAAUAGAGAAACCAAAAUGGCAUCGCCAGCAGCACUGCAAAGAUCUCAACUCUCCUCCCCAACAACCACCUCUUCCUCACCACUCCAACGCCUCUCCACCUUCAAAAACCCGCCCUCCUCCGCCCUAUCCUCCGCCACCACCGGACCUUCAACUACAUCAUCCUCAUCACCAUUAGACUCAUUCGCCAAAGACCCAAUUCUCUCCCCAUUCCUCUCCCCAUCAUUCUCCUCCGCUUCCUUCUCCUCCGCCGCUCUCUCCUCCGGCUCUCCCGCCUCCACCGCCGAACACCUCCACCACGCCAUUCGUCUCCUCGAAUCCCAGCUCCGCACCGAAGUCCUCUCCCGCCACAAUGACCUCCUCAACCAGCUCUCCUCUCUCAAACACGCUGAACACGCUCUCUCCACCGUUAGAUCGGCCGUCUCGUCGCUACAAUCGUCAAUCCGCCGCGUCCGAUCCGAACUUUCGGAGCCUCAUAAAUCGAUCAAAUCAAAGACCCAGCAGUUAUUUAAUCUACAUUCAACUACUGAGCUUCUACAGCACACAAUUCGCGCUCUUCGGCUGUGUAAGAAGCUUCGUGACUUGAUUUCCUUGUCGGAAUUAGAGCCCGAAAAGCUGGAUCUCGCUAAGGCGGCGCAGCUGCAUUGUGAGAUUUUGAAUAUGUGUGAUGAGUAUGAUUUACAUGGGAUUGAUUGCAUUGAUGAGGAGUUGAAUUGGAUUAAAGAAAUCGGGGAAAGACUGCGAACAGAAGCCAUGAAAGUGCUCGAGAGAGGAAUGGAAGGGUUGAAUCAAGCUGAAGUAGGGACUGGUUUGCAAGUUUUCUAUAAUUUGGGGGAGCUUAAGUUUACUGUGGAGCAGUUAGUGAAUAAGUAUAAAGGGAUUGGAGUGAAGAGUGUGAGUUUAGCUUUGGAUAUGAAGGCAAUUACUAGUAGUGGUGGUGGUGGAUUUGGGCCGGGAGGUAUUAGAGGGAGUGGUACACCGCAGAUUGGAGGCGGCGCAAAAGCUAGAGAUGGAUUGUGGCAGAGGAUGGGUAGUUGUAUGGAUCAGUUGCAUUCUCUAGUUGUUGCUGUUUGGCAUUUGCAGAGAGUUUUGUCCAAAAAGAGGGAUCCAUUUACGCAUGUUUUGUUGCUUGAUGAAGUUAUCAAGGAGGGUGAUCUUAUGUUAACGGAUCGAGUUUGGGAGGCCCUUGUGAAGGCCUUUUCGAACCAAAUGAAAUCUGCUUUUACUGCAUCAAGCUUUGUGAAGGAGAUAUUUACUGUGGGAUAUCCAAAGCUUUUUUCAAUGAUAGAGAACCUACUAGAAAGGAUAUCAAGGGAUACAGAUGUCAAAGGGGUUUUACCAGCCAUCAGCUUGGAAGGAAAAGAUCAGAUGGUUAAAGCUAUUGAGAUUUUCCAGACAGCUUUCUUGACUCAGUGUUUAAGUCGCCUGUCAGAUCUCGUGAAUAAUGUUUUCCCAGUGUCAAGCCGUGGAAGUGUUCCAUCCAAAGAACAAAUCUCUAGAAUUAUAUCGCGUAUUCAGGAAGAGUUUGAAGCUGUUCAGUUUGAUGGGCGUUUGACUCUUCUUGUGUUUCGUGAAGUUGGCAAGGCCUUGCUUUUGUUGUCAGAACGAGCUGAAUACCAGAUAUCUGCUGGUCUUGAGGCACGUCAAUUCACUGGUCCUGCAACUCCAGCACAGGUCAAGAACUUUGCUUUAUGUCAGCAUCUACAAGAGGUUCAUACUCGCGUAUCGUCUAUGAUUAUGGGACUGCCUGCCAUUGCUGCAGAUAUUUUAUCUCCUUCAUUGGGUGUAAUUUACGGUGUUGCCCGUGAUUCAGUCACACCCUUGUUCAAAGCAAUGAUUGACCGUCUUGAGUCAUGCAUCUUGCAAAUUCACGACCAGAACUUCGGUGUUCUUGGCAUGGAUGCGGCGAUGGACAACAAUGCUUCACCUUACAUGGAGGAGCUGCAGAAGUGCGUCCUUCACUUUCGUAGCGAGUUUUUGUCCAGACUGUUGCCUACUUCAGCAAAUGCUAAAACUGCAAAGACAGAAACAAUAUGCACCCAACUCGUAAGAAGGAUGGCAUCACGGGUGUUGACGUUCUUUAUUAGACACGCUUCUCUUGUUCGACCCCUUUCAGAAUCAGGGAAACUCAGAAUGGCUAGAGAUAUGGCUGAGCUGGAGUUAACGGUGGGACAAAAUUUAUUCCCAGUAGAACAACUCGGCCCACCUUACCGUGCCCUACGAGCAUUCCGUCCUCUAAUAUUCUUAGAGACAUCUCAGCUCGAAGCAUCUCCACUUCUCCAAGAUCUGCCACCAAGUGUCAUACUUCACCACCUCUACUCUCGAGGCCCUGACGAAUUGCAGUCUCCAUUGCAAAGAAACAGACUGACACAUUUGCAGUACUCAUUAUGGCUAGAUUCGCAAGGCGAAGAUCAGAUUUGGAAAGGCAUUAAAGCGACACUAGAUGAUUACGCUGCAAAUGUUAGAUCAAGAGGGGAUAAGGAGUUUAGCCCUGUAUACCCUCUCAUGCUCGAGUUAGGAUCUUCAUCCACAGAGAAAACCCAAAAGCUUUAAUUUUCCGUAUACAGUUUGUUAGCCCCUAUUCUCGGAAGUUUUGUGGCCGAUGAUUUUCACUUUGUUAGAGAUGUACAGGACAAACAUGAGGAAGCUUCAUGCAUAUAAAUGGUCAUACUGAUUUUCCCAGUAAAGGAAUGCAUCGCUCUUUUUCUUCAGCUUGUAAGCUGUGAUGUUAGGAGAGUUGGAUUUGAUUUUUUGUUUCUUAUUCUUUUAGUGCUGUACUAAAUGAUAUCAGUCAGAUAUCUGAUCUAUAGCUGAUUUUUGAAUGUCUAUUAAAAGAUAUCACCGUGGCUAUAUGUUCUAAGCUGCUAGUUGAUUUUUCAGUAAGAACAUAAGUAUUAAACUUGAGAGAA
Molecule: messenger RNA, 2929 nt
Organism: Mercurialis annua (annual mercury)
Lineage: Eukaryota; Viridiplantae; Streptophyta; Magnoliopsida; Malpighiales; Euphorbiaceae
Product: conserved oligomeric Golgi complex subunit 5
Exons: 3
Coding region: 39-2573 (844 amino acids)
Biological process (GO): intra-Golgi vesicle-mediated transport
Cellular component (GO): COG complex
Source: RefSeq, a predicted model, not a curated record